GUUCUUGUUCAUCAGACUGACUUGAUGAGUGACUUUUGGGUUUGUUAUUGUACAUUCGUCAAGUUGAGCCAAUUACAAUACUUAACUGGUAUUUUAACUGGUUCCGUCUUGCGAUGUACAGGAAAUCAAGAUUAUUUCCUUAGGUGUUAAUUGAUAUUUUGUUUUCUGGUUAUCUCAAAGAGCAACUGGUUUUGCUAUUUGGGUUGUCUUCAAAUGUCUGUUCAAUGUUGCAGAAAUAUCUACAUUAUUUACAUUAAAUCUAGGGUUAAAAUUACCAAAAGACUCAAGGUUUUUUCACAAAACGAACCGGUUUGGGAACAAUUUUUAUCGGAAAGAGGGAGAGAAGGAGUCAAAAGUGAGAGCUUGGUAUACUAUUCAUCAGUGAAACUCUCUAUCAGCUUUUCAAGUGAAAGCAGCUUCCAUGUCAACUGAUCAUUUGAUUGUUAUUGCCCUAUUUUCAUUAUCUAUCUAAUUCGACUUGAAAUUUGUGUUUAUUUUGCAACUAUAGCCACAAAAAAUUGAUUUUAUUAAACAAUAUUCACCACCCACAGUGCCUGGUUUACCAUUUUCAACAAAUUCUCACCUGAUCAUCUGGAGACUUGACUUUUCUCUCAACAAUUUUUUUCUUCUUUGGUUUAAGCUGUGAUUAUAGAUCCACAACCAAAUUGUCGAUUAUUUAGCUUGGUGAUUUGUAUACACAAUUGAUCCACUUUGUGUUGUAAUCAAAUGUGACGUGAUCUGAUGUUUUGUUCGUAAACAGAUUCAAAUUAUAAAGGCUGACUCUUUUGUUUUGGUUGAUCAACACACACUGUUCAAGACAACUUAUUCAAUAAAAGAUAUGGAUAAGGCUUUAAUCAAUGGUGUCAAUGGAAGCUCGAUUGGAGCUAGUCAUGUAAUGUAUGAUUGUAUGACUGGUGAACAUUUAAAAACAAUCAAAAGAUUGGUCAAAAAAUUGAAAAUCAAAGCAGGAGAAGAAAGCAAUGGACAAGUUAACCAGAUGUACAACAGUUGGAUCAAACUCAGUUUACUCUGUGAUUAUUUAUACGAAAUAGGUUCUGAAUAUUGUCACAUUGAUACAGUUAACAGACGCCGUAACGGUAAAGGUGUGAACCUAUCUAAUGGUAUUCACAGCAGCAAUAACAACAGAUUUUCGAGAUACAAUGGUAUUAAAUGUUUGAUCAAAGUUGUCAGUAAAUUCGUUUGCCAUGUUGAAGAUGCCCUUGACAAUGGUUUUGUGUCUGUUGGUUUAUCAAAUCCACUUUCAGUAUCCACUUCAACAUAUGAAGUUUUACACUCAAUCACUGAAAUGUUGAUUAUUCUGCUUGAAAUAUUAAAGACCUACUUUGAGGAUGAAUCACCAGUUGAAACAGGUGCACAGGCAACAAUGUAUUUACUUGAAACUUACAUCAAAUCUCGAGAAAAAUUGACUGAAGGAAUCAAAGCAUAUUGGUCUCACUAUCCUGCUUUCUGGUUAGAUGAGGAUGCUCAAUGGGUUUCUUCAUUUUUCUCUCUCAUUUCAUCAUCACUGAGUAAUCUACCCUACUCAUUAAAGUCCUUGGUUUCUCGUUCUGCUCAUGGUUACUGGCAGGAGGGUUUAUUGUACUCUGCAAGUCCUUACUAUCCCUUGAAUUUGGCCAACUACGUUAAUAAUCCAUUUACUUCAGCCUUGAAUUGGGUAACCUGUAAAUACUCUGGACUUGCCGUAAAGGAAAUAGAUGUUCCACGAUCUACAAACUGGCAAAUCCCUUGUGGUGGGACAGAAGGCGAUGGUAAAGUUAGAUAUGUUGACAAACAGUCGGGAGAUGCAAAUCUUAAACCAAUCAAAUGUCGUUUGAUUAACCAUGCUGGCAAAGUACCAAAUGGAAAUGUUAUCUUUCACUGUCAAGGAGGUGCGUUUACAGUAGAGUUACCUGCUAUAUUUGACCAAUGUUUCCGUCACUGGGUUCCUUACCUAGAAGGUGGAACUAUAUUCGAUGUGACUUAUAGUCGAUUUGUUCGGUAUCCAGUUCAAUUGCAAGAAUUACUUGAUGUAUUCCUCUGGUUGACUAAUUAUGAAACAAAUGACGUACAAAAUACUCUGGGUUUUAUUCCCAAGAAAAUUAUCUUCUGUGGCGAUUCAGGUGGAGGUUUAUUCUUAUUCUCACUGUCAACAAUCUUGCGAGAUAUCCAAAUAAUCAUUUCUUCAACUCCUGAUGGUCCACCGAUUGCUUUUCCAAGUCAUUUGUAUCCAAAAGCGUUGGUCACUUUCUACCCAGUUCUUUCUUUAACAUUCCCAUCUGUACAGCCAUCUUUAGUAUUCUCUUUUCUUGAACAAUUUCUCACUCCACUAGCCAUUCUUAAUUGUUUGUCUCUUUACUCAGCUGGAGUUAUUUUUGAUUCUGACUGUGAAAACCUUGAUUCGUUCGAUUCAUCUCGUUACCUACAACCUUCACGCUGGCAAACCUUUUAUAACACUUGGAUUAGCAAGCAAAAUAUAUGGCUUCAAUGUGAUAAAGAGGUAUUGAGUGAACGAAUCAAUGCAAUCGUUAACUCUUCACUGUCACCUUAUAAAUCUCCAUUAAUCAAAUACAAUCUUGAUUUGAUCAAAGAUCUAAAUAUUUACCUUGUUGUCGGUGAAUAUGAUCCUUUUCUUGACACUAACAUUGAAUUUGCUCAACGUUGGCCUGGAAAAAUUGUUCUUGACGUUAUAGAAGACGUAGGCCAUGGAUUUUUGGGCCUUACAUGGACAAGCAAGAAAUCAACAUCAGCAGCUCGCUUAUGCCUUGAAAGGAUAUUGGAAGCACUUAAAGAUUGAUUUGAUGGACUUUGCUAUCUAUUACUUUGUUACACCCGUUGUUAUUUAAUUAUCAAUUCAGACAAGAAUCUCAAAACAUGAAAUCUUAAGAUUUUAUUGUUAAAUGAAUACUAUCAAGACAAUAUCAUGUCUUUGUUUCAAUUAUAUUCAUAUAUCACUAAAUAUCGAUUUAUUUUUUUGACACUAUCUUUGUUAUGUUGAACGAUUCAACUAUGUGAAUAAAUACUUAAUAGCGAAAUGUUAUACUUAUCUGUGCAAUAAACGCUGAUUUUCAAAUAAGAAUAAA
Tetranychus urticae (two-spotted spider mite) is the source of this 3080-nucleotide messenger RNA. The record is from RefSeq and is a predicted model, not a curated record. Lineage: Eukaryota; Metazoa; Arthropoda; Arachnida; Trombidiformes; Tetranychidae.